GUUUAAUCAAAACAUCAAACUGUCAAGGGUACGAAUAUACAGACAUAAAGGUUCCUGAGCCUGGAGAUGGUGAACUAUUAGUCAAAGUUAUAGCUGUUUCAAUGUGUGGUUCUGAUAUUGCCUUGUACAACUGGGACAAAGGGAAUGUCUUCAGUGCCUAUGUAUUUAAAUGUCAACUCUGCAAGACAUUCUUAAGGGGAUAACGACAUUAGUGACAUGAUUUAAGAUAAGUAAUAAUUUUUGUUCUAUGACUCUAGAAUAGGUAUAAAACAGUUACUUACUAAUAUUUUUACAUGCCAUGUCAAAGAAUGCUAUCUAUUUUAUUCUUUAUUUUUAAAGUAAUUAAAGCAUUGUCAAACAAAUCAGCGUUUUUAACAGGAACACUCCGACAUCAAUGUUACACAAUACAAAAGCUAUUGAUAAUAUAGGAAGAUAACUGCAGCAGAGAGAAGUAAACUUUCAAAUUUUGGUUUGCAACAAAACUUUUUUACAUUCUUGAUGUUGUACAAUUAGUCAGAAACUGUAUGUCACUUGGUGUGCUACUACAUAUUUUCAACCAGAAAUUACGCUUCAAUGCAUGUACCAUGUGCUAUAAUAAGAAAAACCUAAAUAUAUAUGAUUGAUUUGUGUAUAUAUUGAUUUAGAUUUUUUUAUAAGGAAGAAAGUCUCUUCAUACCUAUGAGAUUUGUAAUAUCUUUUGCACAUCCAAGGCCAAAAUUCCAGACUUUCCAAUAAAGGAGGCUAAGUUAAUAUUUCUACAUUGGUAAUGGAUUUUAGCCAACCUUUUCCAAAAUUUGCAAAACAGAUGUCUCCAGCAUUAUUUUUCACAAAGAAAUUCUCAUAAAUUCAUGUAAGUAAAUUUUUCCUUUAAUUUUACAUUAUAUAUUGAAAAUUAAAUGGAGCUAAAGUGCAAGUUUGGCUCAUGUUAAUUGUGGUGACAGAAGCACAGUUCUUAAGCACUUGUGAUUAGUAUUAAGUUUACCUUGGUCAUUGAGGAUGUCUGGUAGAGCCUUGCACUGUGGUGGUGGUUUCUACCUAUAGACCUGAUCCUAAAGGUUGCCAGGGAUAUUAGUUUCACUUGCCUGCAAAGGAGCUGGACCCUACUCAGGUUAUGAUUAUUAAUGGUUGCAUAUAAAACCCAAGCACCUCACACUGAACAAGUUCUUCAGACGGUACCUUAAGCUUAAAGUCACCACCCUUCCACCCUUUUUUACAUAUUGAAUUUAUUUCACCUUUUUUUCUCUUUUUUUUAUGUCAUCAAUACGUCUAUGAAUUGUGGAUAUGAGAUACCAAGUCAAUUUAUCACUGUGGUGCAAUGGAAUGCGGGCAUCUCUGAAAUAUCAUCGACGUCUCUGGUUGGAAGAUCAAUUGCUUCACUACCAUUUAUUCCAGGUCAUGAAUGUGUUGGAGAAAUUGUGCAUACAGGAUCUAAUUGCACAUCAGAAUUUGUUGUUGGUGCGAGAGUGUGUUGUGAAAACCAUAUUUACUGUGGAAUGUGCUACCAGUGUCAAAACGAUCAAAAGCACAUAUGCCAAAAUAUGAGUCAGUACGGUCAUGGCAAAGGGACCAUGCAUGGUGGCUUCUCACAGUUUUCAAUUAUCCCAGCAAAAUGUGCAUACAUCUUGAAGACUGUUCUCAACUCAGAGUUAGCUUGUUUGUUAGAGCCUUUUGGUGUGUCGCAUCAGGGCGUUGAAAUGUUAUCACCGAAAAACGAAACGGUUUUAAUUCAAGGAUGUGGACCAAUUGGAUUAUAUGCUGUCGCCUUGUGCAAAUAUUUUGGUGCAAAUAAAAUUAUUGCAACUGAUGUGGUCGAGUCUAGACUGGAACUAGCGAAAUCACUUGGCGCUGAUGUACUUGUUGACGGGAAGCGGGAGGAUUUGAAAGAAAAAGUGUUAAGGGAAACGAACAAUGACGGCGUUGGUUGCUUACUUGAGGCGUCUGGUGCGCAGCCACUUGUAAAUAAUUGCUUCCAAUUGUUAAGAAAAGGUGGAACAGUCGUUCUAAUUGGUAUUCCAAAGUCUCCACUGCAUGUUGAGAAUGUUGGAAGAGACAUCCUUUUCAAAUCUUUAACACUGCAUACUGUGCACGGAAGAAAGAUUUUUUCGACUUGGGAAAAAUGCGAACAACUACUUGCCCAGAAGAAAAUUGAUAUCAGUUGCACGAUUUCAUCUCGGUAUGGCAUGUCACAGUUUAAGGAGGCGUUCAAGACGUUAUUGUCAGGAAGCGGGUGCAAAAUACUUAUCGACCCACACUCGUGAUGUUUGUCUUUUCUGGAAGGUAAUUAUGACGUAUUGUUUUAUUUAAUUUUCAAUAUUUUGUAAUUUUUACUUUUGGUAAAAAAAAACGAGAAAUGAUGAAAUAUAUUUGAAAUUGCGGAAAAAAUAAUAGUCAAAAAUGACAUUCAAAAAUUACCAAGUAUCAAGAAAAUUUUAAACUCACUGCAAUCCUGUUUAUAAAUUAUUAAGGCUUUUCUCAGAGUUUACCCCCAUCCCGUAUAGUCAGUCUUUCAUUGUGUUAGUUGUCCCCAACCAACAUUAAGAGGGGAGAGGGUGGUUUUUCCAAGGCUAUUUUGAAUAAGAUUGUAGAUUUUCUUUUUCUUAUCCAAUGAAUUCAUUGCUUUAGAAACAAUUUUAUAAAACGUAUUAUUUUUGUAAUUUUGUAACACAAUAUGUCAACAAUAAUAAUGUGCAUGUGUAA
Hydractinia symbiolongicarpus is the source of this 2697-nucleotide messenger RNA. RefSeq names its product L-threonine 3-dehydrogenase-like. Bases 1269 to 2258 code for a protein of 329 amino acids. The record is from RefSeq and is a predicted model, not a curated record. Lineage: Eukaryota; Metazoa; Cnidaria; Hydrozoa; Anthoathecata; Hydractiniidae. The transcript is spliced from 15 exons. Gene Ontology annotation, molecular function: oxidoreductase activity; zinc ion binding.